GGGAAAGUCGGCGCUUUCUAUUCAAUUCAGCACCGGUGUAGUUCACAACAUUUCGUCCCCUUAGCUCUUUAAAACCGACAUCCCUCAUCCACACGGCCGGCUGGCUGAGGAGGAUGACCGGUAAAACUCAGACCAGCAACGUGACCAACAAGACUGACCCACGCUCACUCAACUCCAGAGUCUUCAUCGGCAACCUCAACACAGCAGUGGUUAAGAAGACAGACAUUGAGGUCAUCUUUGCCAAAUAUGGCAAGAUCAUCGGCUGCUCAGCGCACAAGGGCUAUGCUUUUGUUCAGUAUGCCAAUGAGAGAAACGCUCGUUCUGCGGUUGCUGGGGAGAAUGCGAGGGUCAUCGCUGGACAGCCUCUGGACAUUAACAUGGCUGGAGAGCCCAGACCUUAUAGGGCCAAGAUAGGGUCCAAACGACCACUUCCCUCUCUGUACAGUGGGUAUGACUUUGACUAUGACUACUACACAGAUGACUUCUACAACAGAUUAUUUGACUUCCACAGGCGGCUGGCGCACCACCCUCGGGCAGUGAUCCCUGUCAAGCGCACUCGUUUGGUGCCCCCCUCCGUGCGGCGGGUGAAAACAUCUCUCCCUUCCAGGACUUCUUCCUCCUCCUCAUCCUCCUCUACCUCUUCCUCUGCCUCCUCUCCUUUGAAACAGUUGAGCUGUGGCUCCGCAGACGGGGCCCCCAGGCUGAAGAUAGACCAGCUCCUGAGCAUCAAGCGGGAGCUCUCUCAGAUCAAGACCAAGGUGGACUCUUUACUGGGCCGCCUGGAGAAGAUGGAGCGACAGCACUGUACCGACACAGAGUCGCAGAGGAAGCGCGAUGAUGCCUACCAGCCACUCCACAAGCAGCACAUCUCCGACUCCGCGGAACAUUCCGGAGACGACGUGGAGCCAGGGCACCUGGAGGGAGAGACGGAGGAAAUGGCCGAUGCUUGCAGGGACUACGAUUAUGAAGGCAGCAGUGAUAUGGUGGAGAACCACAUAUCAGACAUAGACAUUUGAAAAAGAUCAUAGAAGACCGUGAAGGCAUUAAGUGACAGGUUGCGUCUGCAUGCACGACUGGCUCUUUGCCGUUGACAGGAGCGUGAGGAAUAAAGGAAGAAUUGAGGGGAAAUCAUCUUUUUUUUUCACCUAGCCAGACAUUCCAAAGUGAGGUAACAUGCUAUUCUACAGGGGUGAAUCUUAAAAUAAACCUCAUGACAGCAGAUGAUGUGUUUUUUUGUGACUGUGUGCUCAACUGCUAUUAUCGUUUUGCUUACCCCAUGAAAUGAAAGACCAUGUUUUUAUGCUGAAGUUUUGAUGUCCACUAAGAGGCCAUGUUUUUUUCUGCUCUCGUGUCUUUUUUUCCUAUUCUUGGGUUUUCAAGGGGAAAUAUUAUGUCAAGAAAAUAAUCUUUAACUCUUAAUGAUUAAAAAGUCAAACCUCAUAACUGAGUGUGAGUGCUCUUUCCUAGUUAUUGUUAUGAAAAGCCAAACGGAACCUCAUUUUAUUUUUUUGUCUGUUUUCUAUAGCCAUUGUUUCUGCCACAGGUCAUUUGAAUAAGCCUAUU
Messenger RNA from Sardina pilchardus (European sardine), 1563 nucleotides. It is a transcript of the gene ralyla, whose product is annotated as RALY RNA binding protein like. Gene Ontology annotation, molecular function: RNA binding. Gene Ontology annotation, cellular component: nucleus. The record is from RefSeq and is a predicted model, not a curated record. The transcript is spliced from 9 exons. Lineage: Eukaryota; Metazoa; Chordata; Actinopteri; Clupeiformes; Clupeidae. The coding region runs from base 114 to 1016 and encodes 300 amino acids.